Molecule: messenger RNA, 5784 nt
Organism: Chara braunii
Lineage: Eukaryota; Viridiplantae; Streptophyta; Charophyceae; Charales; Characeae
Source: the annotation of a GenBank genome assembly
UAAAAUUACCGAACGUUCUGUUCUACUGGGGGGAAGACGGUAGUAGAGGACCGUUGUGACUCCAUUGGGUGGGAAGUGAUCGCUGCCGUUGAUGGUCCAUUUGUUUCGUUUCUCUUUUCUUUCGUUACUGAUGAUGGCCCAUGAUCAGACAAGGGCCGAGGUCCCACUAGCAAAGAGGAUCGGAUCGAAUGCCUGAAUCUGCAUGUGUUUUAAACAGAGAUGCAGAAAAGCAGUUCAAUCUCGAUUUCCUGCACCUAUCCACAAACACGUCCAGAUGCAGGCAUUCGAUCCGAUCCUCUUUGCUAGUGGGACCACGCCCCAGAGAAUGGGCGAAGGGAGGAGGAGGAGGAGGAGGAAGAGGAGGAGUGGAUAUGGCGAGGGGUUCUCCGGGAAACUCCGGCGACACGUUGGAAGAUGAACGAGACCAAGAGCGGUCUGGAGAUGAUCAGGGGGAGGAGGAAGACCCGGAGGAGAUGGCAUUGCUUGAAGCAGAUAGCGAGGAAGCAGGAGGAGGAGGAGGAGGAGGAGGAGGAGAGGCACCAGGAGGAGGGGGAGGAGGAGGAGAAGUAGGAGGGGGAGGAGGAGGAGGUGCAGAACCUGCGCCUGUGGCUGACGAUCAGCCUCCUCCCGGAAGCCCUGCCACGCCUGCGGAGAGCGCGAGCGACGCGGAGACCGACGAAGACCUUCCAGAGGGAGGAAGGAGGGGAGGAGGGAGCAGAAGAAGAGAAGGAGAGGAAGAGGCAGAGGAGGAGGGGAGGAGGGAGGGAGAAGAAGACAGAGACGGACGAAGAAGUGGAGGAGAAGAACAAGAAGAGGAAGAGGAAGAAGAAGGAAGAAAAAGAGGAGGGAGGAAGGGAAGGAAGAAGAAGAGGAAGGAGAAGAAUGAAGAAGAAAAGGAGGAAGCAUUGGCGAUGGCGGUGGCGAUGAGGAUGAGCGAUGACGACGAUGGGGACAGAAACCAUGGUCAUGAGGGGAUGAUGAUGGGACGACAUGGCUCUAAGGUCACAGAGGAAGAGGAAGAUGAGGAGUACAUUCGUGAAGCAGAUGAAGAUGACCCACAUUUUGGUGGUGGCACACGCCUGGUUGCUCAGCCAUCCUGCAUUAUGGGAAAAAUGAGGGAUUACCAGCUUGCAGGCUUGAAUUGGCUGAUCAGACUCUACGAGAAUGGCAUUAAUGGUAUCCUUGCUGAUGAAAUGGGUCUUGGUAAGACUUUGCAGACAAUUUCCCUGCUUGGGUAUCUCCAUGAGUUCAAGGGUAUAACAGGUCCACAUAUGGUGGUUGCACCAAAAUCAACACUCAGCAACUGGAUGAACGAACUCCGGCGUUUCUGUCCAAUAUUGCGGCCAGUCAAAUUCCACGGGAACCAGGAUGAGAGGGCCUAUCAGCGUGAUGAACUCCUUGUUGCCGGCAAAUUUGAUGUGUGUGUUACGAGCUUUGAGAUGGCCAUCAAGGAAAGGAAUGCCUUUCGGAAGUUCAAUUGGAGAUAUAUAAUCAUUGAUGAGGCACAUCGAAUUAAAAACGAGAACUCCAUUCUGUCGAAGACUAUGCGGAUCUUUAACACCAACUAUCGGCUUCUGAUCACUGGCACGCCUCUUCAGAACAAUCUUCAUGAGCUGUGGGCACUCCUCAACUUUCUGCUUCCUGAGAUAUUUAGCUCUGCUGAGGUAUUCGAUGAGUGGUUCCAGCUGUCUGGUGACAAUGACCAGCAAGAAGUGGUCCAGCAACUGCACAAGGUCCUUCGGCCUUUCCUUCUUCGGCGCCUUAAGUCGGAUGUCGAGAGAGGGCUGCCUCCCAAAAAGGAGACGAUCCUGAAGGUGGGGAUGUCGGAAAUGCAGAAGAAUUAUUAUCGAGCGCUUUUACAAAAGGAUAUUGAUGUUAUCAACAGUGGAGGGGAGCGAUCUCGACUGUUGAACAUAGCAAUGCAGCUGCGCAAGUGCUGUAAUCAUCCUUAUCUGUUCCAGGGUGCGGAGCCAGGACCACCGUUCACCACUGGAGAACACUUGAUCCAGAAUGCAGGGAAAAUGGUUCUGCUCGAUAAACUGCUGAUGAAGCUUAAGGAGCGUGAUUCCCGUGUGCUCAUUUUUUCACAGAUGACGCGGCUUCUCGACAUUUUGGAGGACUACUGUAUGCUGCGACGAUAUCAGUAUUGUAGAAUUGAUGGGAACACGAGUGGAGACGACAGAGAAAGUUCCAUUGAGGAAUUCAAUAGGGAGGGGAGCGAAAAGUUCAUUUUCUUGCUAUCCACAAGAGCGGGAGGGCUAGGUAUCAACCUUGCUACAGCAGACAUUGUUAUUCUGUAUGAUAGUGAUUGGAAUCCUCAAGUGGAUUUGCAGGCGAUGGAUCGAGCGCAUCGUAUUGGUCAGAAGAAAGAGGUGCAGGUUUUCAGAUUCUGCACUGAGUACGCAAUUGAGGAGAAAGUCAUUGAGCGAGCGUACAAGAAGCUGGCCUUGGAUGCUCUUGUUAUUCAGCAGGGGCGCUUGGCAGAGUCUAAGGCGGUGAACAAGGAUGAACUCCUGCAAAUGGUGCGCUUUGGUGCUGACAAGGUUUUCAGCUCAAAGGACAGCACUAUAACAGAGGAGGACAUCGAAAGGAUCAUCGCCAAGGGAGAGGAGGCAACAGCGGAACUGGAUGCAAAGAUGAAGAAGUUCUCGGAGGAUGCUGCCAGAUUUAAGCUUGAUGCGGGUGCAAGCCUGUACAGUUUUGAAGGUGUGGACUAUGCCCAGGAGAAGGACAACAACAAGACUGACCUCAAGCGACUUAUUGCAGAUAACUGGAUUGAGCCACCAAAGCGUGAGCGGAAGCGCAACUAUUCUGAAGCAGACUACUUCCGAAACACAAUGAGGGGAAGCGGAGGACCACAGAAGCCCAGAGAGCCACGAAUUCCAAGGAUGCCACAUCUACAUGAUUUCCAGUUUUUCAAUGUGCCACGUUUAACAGGACUUUACGAAAAGGAGGUCAAGUGUGUCCUGCAAGGGCAUCAGAAGCAGCAGGUGAAGGAAGGCGCUGAAGGUGAGGAAGACACCGAUCCUCUGUCUCAGGAGGAGCGAGAAGAAAAGGAGCGCUUGUUGGAGGAGGGGUUUUCUACCUGGACAAGAAGGGACUUUAAUGCUUUUGUGAGGGCAUGUGAGAAAUAUGGGCGUAAGGACAUUGCCAGCAUUGCAGGGGAUAUGGAGGGCAAGUUGGAGGAGGAGGUCCGGAGGUAUUCGAAGGUCUUCUGGGAGCGAUACACCGAACUUAAUGAUUACGAGAGGAUCAUAAAGAACAUAGAGCGAGGAGAGGCGAGGAUUCUGCGGAAAGAUGAGAUCAUGAAGGCAAUCGGCAAGAAGCUGGACAGAUACAAGAAUCCUUGGUUUGAGAUGAAGAUUCAAUAUGGACAGAACAAAGGAAAGCUGUACACUGAGGAGUGUGAUCGUUACUUGCUCUGCAUGGUGCACAGACUCGGCUACGGGAACUGGGAUGAGCUGAAGCAGGUGUUCCGGACGCAUCCAUUUUUUAGGUUUGAUUGGUAUGUGAAGUCGAGAACGCCGCAGGAGCUCGCAAGGAGAUGUGAUGUCCUCAUUCGCCUUGUGGAGAAGGAGAAUCAAGAGCUCGAGGAACGGGACAGAGCAAUGCGCAAAGAGCAAAAGAAACAGAGACUGAUGGCGCCAAACAAGAGUACGAGUCGCACGCCUGCGAAAACGACGAGCUUGAACGAUUGUUCUAACAGUGGGGCAAACUCCACGAAGAAACGAAAACAACCUGAGGUAUCUGCCGCUCUUGCUGUCUCGGGUAAGAAGAAGAAAUAAGGUGCUGGCCUGCAAUUGGCAGAUUUUUUUUUUCUCUUCUUUUUUCGAGGAGUCUUCUCUGCUUUUUUCAAGGAAUCUUCCCCGCUUUUCUCGAGGAAUCUUCUUGAUCACUUCGACAAGCGGUGGAUGGAAAAAAGAGUGCCUGUUUCGGUGCAUUGCAGGCGCAACGGGAGCCAUCUUUACCUAUGUGUAGUUGAGAUCAUUGUAACAUCAAAUGCCUGUGUACCAAUAAGGGAUACCCCCGCCCUGUGAUUGUAGAACCUCCCAUCAGGGGCUGGCCAGCAAUGAAAAUUCCUCCUUUUCUUUUUUCCUUUCCUUAGCUUCCUGAUCAAAAUGAAACCUCAUUGGCAAUCGAGCGACUCACUUGUCUCUCUCUCUCUCUCUCUCUCUCUCUCUCUCUCUCUCUCUCUCUCUCUCUCUCUCUCUCCAUCGACACCAUCUAAUUACCACUGACUUUGGUUGUACUCUUGCCACCUCCUGUCUGUAGUUUGGAGAGUCGAAUUUUGUUGGGCCGUUGUGCUUGUGAACUCCUGUAGACGUCUAAGGUGUACUCGCACUCGGACUCCUGCCGUGAUUGUGGUUAGAUUCUUCUGUAUCCAAGGCCACAAAGUGGGCGAUGUUGUAGUCUGGCCAUAAUUACGUCCAGAUGCAUCAUGGAAAGUGCUAGUGUGAGUAUGUGCUUGGCCAGUUCAUGCUCUCCUUCUUUACUACAGGGGGUAUCGAAAAGGAAGCACAGGGAUGCGAAGAGCUUCUCGUUAUUUCAGUCUGGGGCUGUCGAGUGGCGGUCGGUCCUCGAUGCGUGCAUUCACCGAACGAGGAGCCUAGGGCAAGCGAGAGGUAAGAGGUACAGUGAAGCUUGUGUCCAGUUUGUUCAAUUUUUGCUGUGGGAGGAGGUGAUCUGGCUGCUAAGUGUUCAAGUUCAGUUUCUUGUGUCUGGGGUUCGGUGAGAGCCUGGCGGCCCUGGCCCAUUGAGUUCGGUUUCGGUACCCUAACCCGAUCCUUUGUCAUAGUUAUGAGAUUAAGCAGCGGUCAGUUUCUGUAGUAUAUCUAUUCUGACUUGCCGUAAAAGUUUCGGUUGAAGAGCUCUUGAGAGAAACUGUCCGCAAGGAAACAGGAUUAUCUUGUUUUUCUUUUUCCUUUUUAAGGCAAAGCCCUUUCCCAAGUCCACUAUCCUUAUGGUGGUGGUAUGAGAACCGCUGGGAUUGAGGCCUUGGUUAGUGGGAUGCUCCAUAUAUUGGUGGGAAGCGACACCUGCUGGAAAUUGGGUCCUGCGUCCCUUGGAAUCAGCAUUAGGGGACAGUGUGUAUGGGCUAUAAACAUGAUUAUCGGAGUAUCUAAUGGUCAUCCCAAACGGUUGUACAGUGUGAGCAGAGACUUCUACAGUGCACAUCGACGCUCUGGCUCUGAAGAUGUGCGGGUCUGGACAUUAACCAGGGUGGUUAUGAACCCUGGUACUGGUCUUAACUGUGGAUCCAACGGAAUCCCCCAACCACGGCCACCCGUCCCCCUCGCCCCUUAAUGGAGGAUGGUGGUCUUGGGAUGACGUGUUCUUUCACCUUCUUGGAGGGUGCUAUGAAUGGCUGGUUUUGGAACCUUGAACCGGGCGGGAUACUAAGGAAAAAGCAGGAGGAGGGGGAGGAGGAGGAGGAGGAGGAAGAUUUGUACGUGCGAUGAUUUAUCCGUCAGUGUGCAGGAUUUCUUGCGAGAAGAUCGCUUUCACCGUCUGGGCUCUUGAGGAGUGGAGAAUUCCUUUGUUCUGAGGAGAUAUGAAGUUCUGGAGGUUCGGGUGAUUGGGUUGGAGGUUCGUAGAAAGAGGUUUCGUGCACGUUCAAUUGAUGAUGACUUCAUGUGCUCAGAAUUCUUUCACGAAAACACAGAUAGGAACCAAUGCGUGCGGAGAGCCUUUCUGCAGCUUGCGAUUAUCUUUAAAGAGUCACUUUUUGGUGUGAACCUCAACUGGAAUCCGGUUGCAGAUGCCUAGUCCUUGUGCUUUGUAUCU